GGCAUACAAACGUUUAUUCGGUCGGCGUACGCGUUCGGAUUCGGUGCGUCGCACGCCAGUAAUCAGGUGUUCCGUCGCUGUUUUCACUUCGUCGUGGUGCCUCGCGCACACAUUCGGCGCUCGCUAAUAAACAAACGCGAAUCGGCCAUCGAGAGUGCCUUUUUCCCAGCGUGUUGGAAAUCGCCGAGAUAAGACCGAGUGCAUCGUUUACCGUUACUGCGUACAAAAUGACAACGAAUAGAUUUCACAAAGCCGCCCAGGAUGGCUUCGAGGUGAAGGACAUUCUGAAGGAAGCCACCAAGAAGGAUUGCAACAGUCGGGAUGAACAGGGUAUGACACCAACGCUCUACGCCGCAUUUCAUGGACAUUAUAAUGUUUUAAGCUUGUUGUGCGCAAGAGGUGGUGAUCCAGAUAAAGCGGAUUUCUUCGGAAACACCGCUUUGCAUCUUGCCGCCGCCCAAGGCCACCUGGAUAUUGUCAAGUUCCUUAUCAAGUUCGGUGUGAACAUCUAUGCGAUGGAUAUUGAUAGGCGCACACCUCAGGGAUUAGCCGGAUUGAACAAUCGGGAUGAGAUUUUGCAGGUGCUGGAUAAGUUCCGUGGUGAUUUGGAAGCGGAUGACAAAAUGACGCGGAAAGUGCGGGCUAUGAAGGAGAAGGCCAAGAAGGAUGUGGAAAAGACCCUCAAUAAAUACUACAAGUACAACAAGCAACAGCGCAUCUACCAAACCGACCGUGAUGUCCGUAGACCCACGACAAGACCCUCGAUAAUUCACACCUUAAAAAUGCGAGUUAAGAGUGGAUCAAUGUCCAACCUCAAUCAACCCGACCAACAGAUGCCCAGGAAUAGUUUCUCGGCGUUGGUGAGCGGGGGUACCAUGAACAAAAAGAGUCUGGGCAUGGGCACAGUACAAAGACGAGCAAUGGCCAAAAAGGGCAACGUUGCGGACAAUGGAGAGUUCAUAAUAAGCACAAUUGAAGAUGGAAAGAGAACUACCAGGUCCAUCAAAGGAUCUCGUCAUGACACCGAUGUGCUAUUGACGGGGGCCAUUGAAGGUACCGGCGCUAAUCACCUGGAGAGCAUGUUCAACGAAGCUGAAGAUGCUUUGGACAACACCAUCAGCGGCAGUGGUACCCUCCACCGUUCCAAGUCCCAACCAGACUUCCUACAACAACUGAACGAAAAUCAAGCCAGUAUAUUUUCACGUCCCGACCUAGGCAGCUUUGCUUUCGGUAAGAGUAUUCGAAACUUCGUGGUUGCUGAGCCAACUGUCGACGACAAGAGCUCGAUCGAGUCCCGGUACGAGGACGACGUAGACCUGCUCGACAGUGAUAACAGUGACGAUGACGUUGAGCUGUCGGCCAUCGAACGUUUCCUCACCGCCUGCGGCUUGGGAGAAUAUCUACCGCGAUUCGAGGAUCAAAAGAUCGACUUGGACACGUUGAUGAUUUUGACCGAGACCGAUUUGAAAACGCUGGGCUUGCCAUUGGGUCAUUUCAGGAAAUUGGUAAACGGCAUCAAUGAGCGCAAAGGCGCGUUGGAGAAUCCGGGCGAUCUUACAGACGGUACUGUUUGAUUGCGCCGGAUUGGAACUAGCCAAAUGUCAUUAUUAUACAUACAAAUUAUUUAUGAUUGUGAAGAUAUAUGCUGUAUAAAUAAUAAUAAUAUAUUCACUAAUAAGUCA
This is a messenger RNA of Dalotia coriaria, 1682 nucleotides long. RefSeq names its product SAM_USH1G_HARP domain-containing protein Sans (gene Sans). The transcript has 5 exons. Bases 228 to 1574 code for a protein of 448 amino acids. The record is from RefSeq and is a predicted model, not a curated record. Gene Ontology annotation, molecular function: protein binding. NCBI's taxonomy places the organism in Eukaryota, Metazoa, Arthropoda, Insecta, Coleoptera, Staphylinidae.